This is a messenger RNA of Aspergillus terreus NIH2624, 1686 nucleotides long. RefSeq lists its product as uncharacterized. Lineage: Eukaryota; Fungi; Ascomycota; Eurotiomycetes; Eurotiales; Aspergillaceae. The record is from RefSeq and is a predicted model, not a curated record. The transcript has 8 exons. The coding region runs from base 1 to 1686 and encodes 561 amino acids.
AUGGAGCCAGUGGUCCCCGGGCUAGGAGAGGAUAGCCAAGGCACAGUGCAGGACCCGAUUAGCCUCAUCCAAGGUGGCGGCGUGGACCACCAUCAAAUUCUUCGACAACUAGUGGAGAUGGGACACGGAGAAGAAAAUACCUCCACCGCUCUCACAAUGAAAUUACCGAGAUCAUACAUGCCCGAAAUUGAUACGGGGAGACUUCUGCGGCUAAAGGCUGUGAGGCAUUACAUCCCUUCACUCCUUGACGGGGGAUAUAAAAAAGAGUUAAUGCAACAAAUUUGCUACUCUUUCGAUGGACAGAAAACUGCCGAGAGGAGCUUGUUCCCCAUGGAUCUUUCAGAUUGGGACGAAGGACAAAAGGACUUGGAGAUGACGAACGGUAUUGAAAUAUAUUCCUCUAGUAUGGUCUUAGAAGUUCUCGCUGUAGCCAAGGAAUUUUCGAAGAUUGCCUCAUUCCUCGGACUAGCUCCCUGCCUGGAUUGGCAGAUCGUCGAAAACGGACAUUUUGGCCUUGGGAGGCGAUUCCUCUCCAUAAACAGCGAUAUCAAGGGGAAGAAAAGGCAUGAGCCUAGGAAGAAAAUUGAGUGCUACCACAUUUGGUUUGUUCUGCCGGUCUCAGUGUUACUACGAGACAAUGAAGACGAAACGCUGGGCCCUGAAGCACAGAACGCCUUCGACAUGCGUUAUACCCAUUUUCCUAUCAUUCAAUUGACCUUCCAGGACAGAAAGCUCUGCUUCUACAUGCGAUUCAACCUCCAAUCUCGAAGUACGAGAAUAUUCAAUAACAUCGGUGACUUGGCAGUUGAAAAAUUCUGUGAAGUUUGUCAGCAGGGCGUCCAGGAAGAGGAGUAUGAUCCAUUCACAUUUCUGUGCAGCAGUAUUUCCGAUCUCCUUCAUAGUUUGGUGGCGCAAGGGGUAUUCUAUACCAGGAAAAUUCGGGAUAUAGAGGCCAAAGUGCUAGCCCUUGGACAAGCCUUUGAACGAAGUGAAAGGCCUGAAUCCAAGGAAGCCCGUGAGAUAGAGGGAGGCAAUCUUGAAAACGCCCGAAAGCUGAUGCUGGAGCUCCAUGAGUUUCGCUCCUAUCAGCUACGCCAGAAACGCAAUGUCGAAUGUUUAUCUAACGUUGCCAACGAAUCUGUGAAGGAACACCGUGACAUGCGCGAAACACUGGGCAUCAGUUCGACCGCAUAUCUUACGGUUCACAAGAAUCUGUGCACACUUGCCUCUUGGCUUGGGAGUACGAAAGAGAACCUUGAGUCGGCUCAGAAAGUCACCGACAGCUGCUUAUCCACACUUUCUUUCUUACUGAAUAUGAGAAAUAAUCGCUCCGUCGAAGAAAACACGAAAUUCCUCGCGACGAUGGCAGAACAUAGCAACGAAGAAAAUCAUCAAGUGAAAGACAUUGCAGAAGCUAGUCAACGGGAUAGCGAGGCUAUGAAAACCAUUGCCAUUAUGACUAUGUUCUAUCUGCCGGCGAGCUUUGUUGCAACACUGUUUAGUAUGGGAAUCUUUAACUUCGAUUUUGAAAAUGGGAGAAAGGGCACCAUAUCUCUGUCCACUUCCUGGUGGAUAUAUGCUGUUGUGACUAUACCACUGACCAUCAGCACAUUCCUUUUCUUUUGGUACAUGCAUGGGAGAAAGAAUAUUGAGACCAAGGAGACUGAAGCCAAGAGACUGGGAUAG